AUGGAGAACGGAUAUUCGUAUAGUCAGGACGCGAACGGGCAUCGAUUUUAUACCCGGAACGUGAACAUGAAUAUAUCACAGGAACAACGAGAUCAAGAAACUCAGGAUGAGUACCAGUCCCGUUUGGAACGCGAGCGUGAAUACAACGAUUUUGUGACUAGGUAUCCAAGCUACUACGCACACGGCGGUGGUGGUGGAAACGAGUCAGGAUAUGAAUUGGAACAUCAGAAUUUGUACGGACCGUCGGAUCAGAUGAGACAGUCUCACCAGAGAUUACCGGUUCCUGCGAUCAACGUUUAUCAAGAGCCUCAGGCGAUUCCGUUUACGCAAAACGCGGUACAACCUUUGCAUUCGGACCCAAACUUUGAUCCGAACUUAGACGUGUAUCAGGGCAUGGAGUACGGACAAAAUGGAUCAAGUGCGCAGUCGAGCAUCGGUGACCAAUAUGCAACCGAUACGCAGCCGAUUUUGUCGACGGGGCAAGAACAGUACGCUUUUGUAGGGAACACCAACUACUCGCAACGGUAUUUCAGCGAAGACCCUGAGGAUCCGUUCGGGUAUGUCGACCAAGCCGGUGAUGAUUAUCAGAUCAACACGUUUCUUAAUAAUGAUGGCGAAAUGUAUGCCGGUGCAGCUGAGACACCCGAUUUCGGCGCAAGUCGUGAUCUUCAAGACGAACACAGUACGGUAAGUUAUUCAAACAGCAGAGAUCUUGGCGAAUACUCGUACGAGAACGAAACGAACACACUUGCGAAUUUUAACGAUUCUCGCUUAUUACUGGACGAUGAACAAAAUGAAGACCUCAGCGAAAAGGCAAGUAAAGGUAGCGCGGGAUCACGUCGCAGUUUUCCCACCAGAAAACCCACCACGGUGCGUAAAUUCAGACUGUGUGAGGGCAAUUUCAUUUUUGACUGCCCUAUCAGCGACCAGCUACUUACGCAGUACAGUACGGGGGUUGACGAUCCAACCAAGCUUUCCAAUGAAUUCAAAUUCAUGCGGUACCAAGCUGUGACCUGCGAGCCUGCCGAAUUCCAGAGCGGCAAUUUCACGCUACGUCAGGUGAAAUACAUGAUGCCACGUCAAACUGAACUCAUGAUUGUCAUUACCAUGUAUAACGAGGACGAUGUGCUACUGGGCCGCACGUUGAAAGGUGUUAUGGACAAUAUCAGGCAUUUGACCAAGAAAAAGAGUUCGUCUACCUGGGGGCCCGACGCAUGGAAAAAAGUAGUUGUUUGUGUGGUUUCGGAUGGUCGCUCCAAGAUUCACGAAAGAUCUUUAGCAUUAAUGAGCGCUCUAGGUUGUUAUCAAGACGGCUUUGCCAAGGACGAAAUUAACGGUAAGAAAGUCGUCGCUCAUGUAUACGAGCAUACUUCAAAAGUUAAUAUUACAGACGUGAGAGACGGACAGGUUGAACUUGCAUGUGGAGAAAAUACCGUACCGAUUCAACUUUUAUUUUGUUUAAAAGAGAAAAAUCAGAAAAAGAUUAAUUCGCAUCGGUGGGCUUUUGAAGCUUUUGCUGAGACGCUAUUACCAAGGGUCAUCACUUUGCUCGAUGCAGGAACUAUGCCUGGUAAAGACUCUAUAUAUGAGCUUUGGCGUGAAUUUAAAGACCCUCAAGUUGGGGGCGCCUGCGGAGAAAUCAAAACCGAUCUAGGAUCUGGAUUUUCAAAAUUGCUAAAUCCGCUGGUGGCAUCUCAAAAUUUUGAGUACAAACUUUCUAAUAUUCUCGACAAGACCACCGAAUCUAAUUUCGGAUUUAUUACAGUAUUACCGGGUGCAUUUUCAGCUUAUCGACUUGAAGCGGUAAGAGGCGAGCCUCUUCGCAAGUACUUUUUAGGUGAUGAUUUGAACGCCAAAGUCUUCAUAUCCAAUAUGUACUUGGCCGAAGAUCGUAUUCUUUGUUUUGAAGUUGUCACCAAAAGGGAUAGCAAUUGGAUCUUGAGUUACUCCAAGAGUGCGUAUGGCUCUACAGACGUGCCAGAAAAAAUUCCAGAGUUUAUUCUUCAAAGAAGAAGAUGGAUGAACGGAGCCUUUUUUGCUGCUUUGUAUUCAUUUCUGCAUUUCUACAAAAUAUGGACAAGCGGACACAGUGUAGGCCGUAAGUUUGCCUUCAAUUUCCAGUUUUUGUACCUGAUAUUGAGCACUCUAGUAUCCUGGUUUUCUCUGAGCUCUUUUUUCCUCGUUUUCAGGAUUUUGACAAUGUCGAUUGCCAUAACUUUUUACUCUAAGCAAGUGUUCCGCAUCCUUUCGGUGGUCUUUUUAUGGCUUUACGGUGUGUCAGUUUUGAUAACAUUCAUACUUUCUUUGGGAAAUAAACCAAAGGGAACGUCCAAAUUUUACCUAUCGACUUUCAUCUUUUUCGCCGUCUUGAUGAUUUACAUGAUAUUCUGUGCGAUUUACAUGAGCGUGUAUUCGAUAAAGAAUAUUGUUGAGGCUGGAAAUGUCACUUUCAAAGGGCUGAUGUUACAGGAAACGUUCCGGGACCUGAUAGUGUCAAUGGCAUCUACCUAUGUCCUGUAUUUUCUCAGUUCCGUGUUAUAUCUGCAGCCGAUGCACAUGCUCACUUCAUUUGUGCAGUACAUUCUAUUGAGCCCCUCCUACAUCAAUGUGUUGAAUAUCUACGCCUUUUGCAACGUCCACGACAUCUCGUGGGGUACCAAAGGUUCCUCGGCGAAACCAUUGGGCAAAUUGCAAUCCAAAGAAGACGGCAUAGUCAAAAUGGAGAUCCCAGUUUCUUCGCGGGAAAUUGAUGCGAACUACGACAAAUACCGCCAGUUACUUGCCAACGCCGCACAGGAAGAAGAAUCGGAGGAAAUGUCAUUUGAGGAGAAAAAGACAAGUUACUACGCAAUGGUAAGGUCUUUGGUCAUUAUCAUUUGGGUAAUCUCUAAUUUCGUGAUCAUCGCCGUGGUGCUGGAAACCGGUGGUAUUGGCCAAUACGAAUCUCUGGACAAAAACAGCUCUGCGGCUCAAACGAAUCAAGCCACGGUCACCAUUUUGUCUGCGAGAUCUACGAUUUAUUUCUCGGUAAUUCUAUGGCUUGUUGCGUUCAUGGCAGCUUUCAGGUUUAUCGGUUGUUCGCUCUACCUGGUGAGAAGAUAUAUUGCGAAGCUGAGACGAUAA
Molecule: messenger RNA, 3123 nt
Organism: Lachancea mirantina
Lineage: Eukaryota; Fungi; Ascomycota; Saccharomycetes; Saccharomycetales; Saccharomycetaceae
Source: the annotation of a GenBank genome assembly